AUGGUCUUACAUGGCGAUCGAAACGUUUUUGGUACUUCAUCAAAUACACCAACUGCUGAUCUAACAGCUGCCAAUAAAUUCAGAUGUUUAUCUCCUCUGAAGCGUUUUACCAACUUGACAACGAAAAUGUCACAUCAUCAUGAUGCGAACAUUUUUUGGCUCGAUACUAAAUUAGAUCCAGACGAUGAACGCACAAAAUUAUUGUUACUUCAACUUAAUGACCAUGUUGAACUGUUCAAUGAUAUUUAUUUGUGUCUUAGUAGACUUUAUACAUAUCACGAAAUGACCCUAUUCAUUGUAUCAGGAACAUGUGCUGUGCAAUGUCUUCAAUCGAUACAUUCCUUAUCAAAGAUUGAUUCUAUUCUUAUUUUCUGUGCGUCACCUGAAAAGUAUGCUUAUCUGAUCAGCGAUGAAUAUCCAAAAGUAUUAGCGUGCGUUAAUACUGAAGAAGAACUUGUUCGACGUGUUCAUUCUUGGAUUGAUGCUAAAUAUCAGACAGAUUGUUACAUAUGGCGUAACGAUGACAAAUCUGGCAAGCAAUUAUCUCGUUUAACAGCUCUUUUCCUGGCUAAUUAUAUCUUAACGAAGUAUGUAGAAUUUGAAUUAUGUGACGAAAGCAAACAAGAAAUGUUGGAAUUAUGUCGUACUCAUUACAGUAGAAACCAAUUAGAAUUAAAAAAUAUUAAAGAAUUCGAAUUAACCUACACAGCAUCCGAUGCGAUUGGAUGGUAUACACGUGAUUCAUUCGUUCAUAAGAUGGUCAAUCGAGCUCUCCGAUCGUUCGAUGAAAUAAAAUUACGUUGUAUGACCUUUCUUAUUCGAGAUAUACGACAACAACUAAAAUAUUGCUAUCAAAAUUUGCAACCGACAAGUAAUCUAACAGUUUAUCGUGGUAUGUCCAUGUCAAUGAAAGAUAUUCAACGAAUGCGAGACACUCCUCUGGGUUCAUUAAUUUUGAUGAACGGGUUUUUGUCAACAACUCGAACGCUCAAUAUUGCUCUAGCGUAUGCGAGCAAAAAUUGUGAUCUAGUGAAUGAUUCACGAGGUCACGUGUUGUUCGAGAUAAAUAUUGACGUCGUAAAUUCACCUGCUAUUUAUGCAGAUGUGUCCAGUAUCAGUACAUUUCAACAUGAAGACGAAAUUCUAUUCGAUAUGGGUACUUUAUUUCAAAUAGAAAGCAUUGAUCAUGAUGAAGACUCGAAACUAUGGAAAGUGCAAUUGAUAACAGCCGCACGAGAAGCCUGUAAGUCCGUUGAAACAUUAUUGUCGUCAAUUUGGGAAGGAUUUGAGAAACAGAUCGAUGGUUGUGUCGCCAUAGCAACUAUUAGAAGACUACUUUCUUAUGAUCAACCACAAGAACCAUUGAAAAAACAAUAUGAGACGGGGUCUGUGUUCUCAUGGCUUCGAUUCAGCAGUUAUUCUACACUGUUACAACAAGAUGGCAGACGCAAAAAUUAUAUUAAAGAUUAUACCACACGGAUAUUAAAGCAUAUUACAAGUCGUGUUCAAAACAACAGAACAUCAGCUCAUCAUCGGCAGCUCACUGGUACAAACGGGUUGAAUCCAUGCAAUACUUCUCCAGAUGAAACUGACAUAUGUAACUCUCUAGAGCCUAUACUAUUUUUUCAUCUUGAGACAGGUUUGAUGAGAAAUUAUAGGAACGCUCUCUCAACGAAAUUUUCUUUGCACCACCGUCGAUUUAUCACAAAUGACAUUACAACAGAUGAAGUCGAAACUAUUCUCGAUGAGUUUCACUCACUCUUUUAUAUUGGUUCAGAAUUUCUUUCGUGCGUGAAGGAUAACUCGCGGAUACACCUUUAUUCAAUAGACGUGUCACCUAAAGCACAGGAUAACGUGGACUCAAUGGAAAAGUCAAUCGAGAAAUUGACACGCAGACUUCGUCAUGAUCUUGCAAUUUUCUACCGAAAAGAAGCAGAGCGUUUUUUGAACGAACAAGAUGAUCGUAAUACGGCUAAAAAAUUGUUUGCUAAAUCAACUAAGUGUUAUGAACUUAUUGCGAACGAAACACAAGAAAAAUUAAAACAGCUUGUUCUCAAGAAUAAGUCAUAG
Messenger RNA from Rotaria socialis, 2070 nucleotides. NCBI's taxonomy places the organism in Eukaryota, Metazoa, Rotifera, Eurotatoria, Philodinida, Philodinidae. The record is from the annotation of a GenBank genome assembly.